Messenger RNA from Linum trigynum, 644 nucleotides. Lineage: Eukaryota; Viridiplantae; Streptophyta; Magnoliopsida; Malpighiales; Linaceae. The record is from the annotation of a GenBank genome assembly.
UAUAAUAUACUCGUAACUUAAUCUAAUUCUAUUCCUAAUUUAAUUUAAUUCAAUCGUAAUUUAAUUCUAUUCUAUUCUAUUCUAUCAUAUUAUUCAGCUAAUAAAACUAUAGAAAUAGUUUGAAAAAAACUUACCUCAUUUGCCCAAACUGCUUCAAUCCGAUGGUGACCAUGCCCCCAAAGAAGUUCUGGAUCCAUCGGAGCAGUAUCGAUUGUCGCAGGUGGUGGUCUCAUCGAACAAGGAUCGAUAAACCUAGGAACUGGAAAAAAAAUAUUAGAACAUAUCGCCGGGAAAAAAAAGUCGCCGCCGGCAAGAAUCCGACACUCACUCCUGUAGCGUUCGCCGCCGCCGCCGUCACUGCCGCCGCCACGCUGCCCUCGGCCUCUUCCUCUGCCGCCGGGGGCCUGCUGCUCGUCGUCGGACAUUCCGCGUCGCCGCUGUUGCUGGGGCGCCUUCGCUUUCUUCCUCGCGCCGCCGCCUGGGUCUGAGGCGCUGCCUCCUUAAUCUGGGCGUCGCCGCUGGUAGGGUGAAGGAGGGGUCGGGAUGGAGGAGGAUGAAGGAGGUCGGGAUGGAGGGAGGAUGUGGUCUGGUCUGGUGCGAGAGGGCGAGGAAGGGAAUUAAAAAAACAAAGGAGCAUAGCGAUG